This is a messenger RNA of Dendrobium catenatum, 1088 nucleotides long. RefSeq lists its product as uncharacterized. The record is from RefSeq and is a predicted model, not a curated record. Lineage: Eukaryota; Viridiplantae; Streptophyta; Magnoliopsida; Asparagales; Orchidaceae. The transcript has 3 exons. The coding region runs from base 178 to 831 and encodes 217 amino acids.
GGAUUUGAGGGCAGAGAAAAUAAUAAUUUUGAUCUCUUCAUCCGACGAGACGGGAUAGGUUCGCCUAUAAAAAUGGUUCCAACCUAACAAUAUCUCCGCCGGCCGAGCUGAUGUGAAUCCUCAGCUGUUGGUGGCUGAGUUGUUGCAGUUCGAUAAACCUCAAAAAAACCCACGACGAUGCUCCGGCACGGACCGAAAAUGGUGGCAGUGCUUCUCAGAAACCCUCUCGCCUUUGAAUCCUGCCGCCCUCUGUCUGCUCUCUCAUCCAAUCUCCACGAUAUCCGUCGAAUCAAUUCCAAUCGGGUCCCGCAAACUCUGUGUAGAUUCAAAUUUCCAUUAGGCCGCUUCCAAACUCCAAUGCUGGGAGCUUGUUCUAGGGUUUGGGGAUCUGUUUAUUCCAGAUUAGAGCGUGAGAGAUUUGAUUUCGUUAUGCUUCAGGCGGUUGCGGAUGGGGGUUCUGGAGGCGACGAUGGGUUUAAGGGUUCUGGAGAUGGUGGUAAUGGCGGCGGGGGCGGGGAGGAAAACGGGGGGAAUGGUUGGCCCUUUUUAUCAUGGUACCUAACAGCUCUUAAUAAGCACCCAGUGGUAACAAAGGCUUUGACAUCUGCAUUUCUUACUCUUAUUGGGGAUUUAUCAUGCCAGAGGGAGGGUGGUGGGGGACUACAUGAUCGGCCGACAGAAUGGCUCUGGAUCUAUCUGGGUGUGUGGCUAGCGUGGCAUCGUGUGAACGGCGCAGAGGUGGCGGUGAAAGAGAUCGUCAUGGAGAAGCUCAGUAAGAAGCUACGUGAAAGCCUCCUUUCAGAGAUUGUAAUUAAUCUUCAAGCACAUUGAACAUCCCAAUGUCGAUAUGCCAGAAUGCUCGUCUGAUAUGCCAUGCGAAUACAAAGUGCAAUAUGUUGAUGGGACCUCCUACAAAACCUAAUCCUUUACGGAUUUUAUAGGACAUUCCAUCAAUAUAUUGCACUUUGUAUUUGCAUGGCAUAUCAAACGAGAAUUCUAGCAUAUCAUACAAUUGUUUCUUUGUUCUUCUUUGGCAUAAAAUCAAGGCACCGCCUAACAUGGUCAUCUAUAAUAAUUUAAGGCCUCAU